AUCGACACGGCCCGGCUUUAUUCAGUACUAGUAUAUAUAGAGGAGUAGCUGACAUGAAACUAUAGCCACAUCUCUCGUCAUCUUUGACAAGAACUAACUUUUUUUUUCCUUUCGGCUGCAGCGUAUACACAAGCUGCUGUUUAUCUUGAUCUGUUUUGGUUCGAUCAAGAUCAACGAGCAAGCUGCUGUCUUCCUUCCAUUUGACACAUCCCCACCCUUUUUUUUUUGCUGCCUGGAGUUGGAGUUUCCCUUAUUCUGACAAUCCUAGCUACUUCUGCUGCUUCGAGUUGAUCUGAAACUUCGUUGAUCUAGCUGUGUUCGUUAUCGAUCAGAGAUCAGAUCAGAUCAGCACAUUCACAGCACCACAGAGAAACACUGUUUUUAUAGUUCCUCUGUUUCUGAUUCCGUAGUGUCCUUGAUCUCGAUGGCUUGCAAUCCGUGCUGCAACACCAACGGCUGCGCCAGCCACCAGGCCACCAAGGUAACGUCAUUUCCACGGCCGCCGGCGCCACCCCAGCCCCCGCUCCUGCCGCAGGCCCCGUCUCAGUACUCCUUCCGGCCACAGGCAGCCAGCCGUCCGGUGUCGCGCGCCAAGAAGUCCCGCUGCCAGGACGCCGCGGCCGGGGCCUCGGCGCCGAUCACCGUCGCGGCGCCGUCAAAGAAGAGGGUGGCGCCAGCGACCGGACUGGAGGUGGAGUGGACGGAGACGGGCUCGCUGUACUCGGUGUCGCCGCCGCCGAGCAGCGUGCCGAUGCCGACGUCCCUGCUGCUCACGGUCACGGCGGCGAGGAAGCGGCCGACGGCCUGCGCCGUGGAGGUGGCUGGCGCCGGCGUGGAUGUCAGUGCCACGGACGAGCUCAGGCGGCUGCUCCGCCUUUAGCUCCCUUCUUUUUUACUCAUGACACAUGCAAUUGCAAGGCUAGCGAGCUGCGUUCAUGCCUUUUCACGGGUAGUUUUAACAUGCCCGGGAACAUGAUGAUUGAUGAGGUCGUCCCCAAGUUGUAUUUUACUAAUGGAUUAUGUGUUGUGUUGUAUGUUUACUAGGAGGUGUGUCCUAUGUUUACUAUAGGAGGUGUGUCGAGUUCAUUUUCUUUAUGCAUCUCAUGUUAUGCUUCAUUGAAAAGGCAAAAUAGCUAUUUUCAUCCCUCAACUUUAAUUCAAGGGUCAAGUUAGUUCCUCAA
Messenger RNA from Panicum virgatum (switchgrass), 1181 nucleotides. RefSeq lists its product as uncharacterized. Lineage: Eukaryota; Viridiplantae; Streptophyta; Magnoliopsida; Poales; Poaceae. The record is from RefSeq and is a predicted model, not a curated record. The transcript has a single exon. Bases 425 to 880 code for a protein of 151 amino acids.